GUGAUGAUGAUGAUGGGGUGUUUCUUCAUCCUCGAGCUUCUAUUGGUCACAGAUGGACUUUCCCCUUCAUAUCAACUUCAUUCAGUAAAAAUAGCGUGUGCCGCUGCAGCAGCUGCUCGAGAGCUCACACACACACACACACACACACACCAUCAGGAGAUCAGGACAAGCUCUUCUUCAUCUUCAUCAUCUCAGGAAUAGCUAUGGACUUUGCUGCAGGGUGCAUUGGGGGAGCCGCUGGUGUUCUGGUCGGUCACCCGUUCGACACGGUGAAGGUGCGACUGCAGGUCCAGAGUGUGGAAAGGCCCCUGUAUCGCGGGACGUACCACUGCUUCCAGUCCAUCGUUCGGCAAGAAACAAUGUUGGGUCUCUAUAAAGGCAUCGGCUCCCCGAUGAUGGGCCUGACCUUCAUCAACGCCAUCGUGUUCGGCGUCCAGGGGAACGCCAUGCGCAUGUUGGGCGCGGAUACGCCGCGGCACCAGUUCCUAGCGGGCGCGGCGGCCGGGCUAAUCCAGUGCAUCAUCUGCUGCCCGAUGGAGCUCGCCAAGACCCGCAUGCAGACGCAAGGAACGGGCCAGAAGAACACGACCCGGAGGCUCUACAAGAACUCCCUGGACUGCCUGAUCCGAAUCUACCGGAAGGAGGGAAUCCGGGGAAUCAACCGAGGGAUGGUGACGACCGUGAUCCGCGAGACGCCAGGCUUCGGCAUCUACUUCCUCACGUACGACACGCUGACGCGAUCGCUACGCUGCGAAGCCGACGACGGAUACAUCAUUCCCAAGCUGCUCCUGGCGGGAGGCAUGUCGGGAAUCGCGUCCUGGCUCUCCACCUAUCCGGUGGACGUCGUUAAGUCCCGCCUCCAGGCUGACGGAGUGGGCGGAGCCAACAGGUACGGCGGGAUCGUGGAUUGCGUGCGCCAGAGCUGGCGGAGGGAGGGGUGGAGGGCGUUCACUCGCGGCCUGACCUCGACUCUCCUGAGGGCGUUCCCCGUGAACGCCACCACCUUCGCCACCGUCACGCUCUUCCUCAUGUACAUGCGCGAGGACGAAGGAGCGAAGGACUGCGAGUCCAUGAGCCCUGCGACCGAACGGCUUUCUGUCCAAUAGAGAACAGGGCAGUGAACACAAGGGCCAAUCAGGCUGGAGAAUGACCUCGCUCAUCUUUACGUUUCUCUAUGUUUGAUGGACCACUGAAAUAACGGGACGACUGAGUCUCCAUUGGGUUCGAGGAUUCCCAGAGGUACACCAAAGACGAUAACUAUUAUGAUGAAGAUAAUAGUUUUUAAAAUCGUUCCCAGCACGACUAUAACGAUAAUGACACAGAGGAACAAUGAUUG
Molecule: messenger RNA, 1336 nt
Organism: Rhinichthys klamathensis goyatoka
Lineage: Eukaryota; Metazoa; Chordata; Actinopteri; Cypriniformes; Leuciscidae
Gene: slc25a29l
Product: mitochondrial basic amino acids transporter
Exons: 4
Coding region: 204-1106 (300 amino acids)
Biological process (GO): mitochondrial L-ornithine transmembrane transport
Cellular component (GO): mitochondrion
Molecular function (GO): high-affinity L-arginine transmembrane transporter activity
Source: RefSeq, a predicted model, not a curated record